AUCGAUGAGGCCACCCAGAGCCCAAGCAGGAGGUGCUUGCCGAGAGGACGAGAGGCGAAGCCGGGCACCAUGUGCACCCUCACCCGCGGACUGGCACUGCUGCUGCUGGGUGUGCUGCUGUGGCGGGCGCUGGAUGGAGCACCUCUGGGUGAGCUCUCAGGGGACCAGGACUUCCAACUCUUCCUGCACAAGAACCUCGAAUUCACCCGCAAGAUCAAGGGGGAUGUGGCCAUGCUGCAGCAGGUGGUGUGUGACACCUUCCAGCUGUGCAAGGAGGAAGAGCUGCUGCUGGUGCGGCAGGACCUGGGCAUCACGCAGACACCGCUGGAGCAGUGCCACAGCCGCACCUUCCAGGCGGAGGUUUGCCUCAGCCAGCUCCGUGAUGGGCUCCGUGCCUACCACAGCUCCCUCGCUGCCAUCCUGGAGCUGCUGCCAGAACACGCCGGGCUGGUGGAGGCCUUGCAGCUGGACACUGCCAACCUCUCCUCCAACAUCCAGCAGCAGAUGGAGGACCUGGGCCUGGCCACAGUGACGUACCCCACCAAGGACCAGGGGUCCCUCUCCGCCUUCUCCUCCCACUUCCACCACCAGGUCGGUGGCUUCUUCAUCCUGGCCAACUUCCAGCGGUUCCUGGAGACAGCGUACCGGGCGCUGCGGCACCUUGCCCACCUCUGACACCUGGCCACCGACCCUAUUUAUUUAUGUUCCAGCCUAUGCCCCCUUCCCAGGGAGCACCCAGCUUUUCUGCUUAGUAUUUAUUGCUAUUUAAUAUUUAUGGGGCCAGGGAGGCCCCCCUGCCCCCCGGCCCCUGAGCAGGGUGGCCAGCCCUGCGGUGCCACCCGUGCAUAGGUGUCUGUGCACAGCAUCUCUCGUUUAAUAUUUAAACAAAAGUGUAUCUCUGCUAUGAGGUUUGGGAGCUGGGCUCAGCCUCUGCAGCCACUCCUCUGCUCUGCCCAGCCCCCCUGCUGCUGGCACUGUGUGUGCCUCAGUUUCCCCAAGGUACCCCUGGGGCAUCCUGCCUGGCCUGGGGAAUGCAUCUUUGGAUGAAGAUGCCUCAGAGCAUCUCCCUCCCUGGGCUACAGCCUGCAGGGACAGACCUGAGGGCUGUUAUUUCUAUUAGGCAUAGUUAUACUAAUUAAUAUUUAUUAGCCAUUAAGUAAGAGGCAGGGAGAGGAAAACGGAGGUGCUGGAGGGAUGCAGCCGCCUCUUAGGAUGAGGCUUUUCCUUUAGGGAGGCUGCAUCCUCACUCUGCCCUUCCCCCUUCCCUGCUAAACUCAGUCUAUUUAUUGCAGUUUAAGUUAUUUCACAUACCCCUGGCUGCCCCGAGCCCCACACAGCCCCUGGGGCAGCUCCCACCAUCCCACACAGCCAUAUUUUCCCACAGGGAAUUCCACAGCUGCCCAGCUGGGCUUGCCCGUGGCCUGUUUUGUACUGUAUUUAUUUCUGUGGUUAGGUCAGCACCAGAGAAACACCAGCUAUUUUUUUUUUAUACACAGUAAAGAUGGAAAUAAAGUCUACUUUUGCUC
Calypte anna (Anna's hummingbird) is the source of this 1526-nucleotide messenger RNA. RefSeq names its product colony stimulating factor 3 (gene CSF3). Bases 70 to 675 code for a protein of 201 amino acids. The record is from RefSeq and is a predicted model, not a curated record. Gene Ontology annotation, biological process: positive regulation of cell population proliferation; immune response; positive regulation of myeloid cell differentiation. NCBI's taxonomy places the organism in Eukaryota, Metazoa, Chordata, Aves, Apodiformes, Trochilidae. Gene Ontology annotation, cellular component: extracellular region. Gene Ontology annotation, molecular function: cytokine activity; growth factor activity. The transcript has 5 exons.